Quercus lobata is the source of this 1770-nucleotide messenger RNA. RefSeq names its product aspartyl protease family protein At5g10770-like. The transcript has 3 exons. Bases 120 to 1565 code for a protein of 481 amino acids. Gene Ontology annotation, molecular function: aspartic-type endopeptidase activity. The record is from RefSeq and is a predicted model, not a curated record. Lineage: Eukaryota; Viridiplantae; Streptophyta; Magnoliopsida; Fagales; Fagaceae. Gene Ontology annotation, biological process: proteolysis.
AGCCAAAUAGUUAGAUGAACUAAUCAAACCUAGCAGUAGCAGAAUGUGAACCCAUUGAUUAGGCCAACCACAAUAGAUAGGACUGAAGGAGUACAUGGUUUUGAGCUAAAAGCAAAUCCAUGGCCAUGGCCAUCUCCUCCUUCCUCAGGUGUAUCCUCUAUAUCUAUAGUUUCUUUGCUUUUCUAUGCCUUUAUGCCCAAGAAGUUAGAGAGACUACAGAAAUCCACCACCUUCAUCAUACUCAUAUUGUUCAACUCAGCUCUCUAAUGCCAUCAACUACUUGCAGUGCUUCUACCAAAGGUCCUAAAAGGAAGGCAUCCUUAACAGUGAUACACAAGUAUGGUCCAUGCUUUCAAAGCAUCGAAGACCAAGUACAGGUUCUCAGUCACACUGAAAUCCUUCUUCAAGACCAAUCAAGAGUGAACUCAAUCCACUCUAAGCUCUCCAACUACUCCAAUGGCAACAAGUUAAGGGAAUCUAAGGCCUCCACCCUUCGUGUUAAAUCUAGUCUCAUCCUUGGCACUGGUAUCUACAUUGUCACCGUUGGCCUUGGCACUCCCAGAAGAGAUCUAAAACUCGCAUUUGACACUGGUAGCGACCUUACUUGGACACAGUGUAAACCAUGCACAGGACAAUGCUAUAAGCAAGUAGACCCAAUCUUUGACUCAUCCAAAUCAACGUCAUACACCAACAUUACAUGUCCUACACCCUUGUGCUCUCAACUCAGUUCUGCCACAGGAAUGUCACAACAGUGCUCUACCUCUAAGAAGUGCAUAUACCUUACAGAAUAUGGUGACGGUUCGUUUACAACUGGAUAUUUCAGCAAAGAAAGGCUAACCAUAACAUCAGACGUGAUGGAAAACUUCAUAUUCGGUUGUGGCCUAGACAAUGAAGGCCUCUUCAAUGGCUUUGCUGGGUUGCUAAGUCUUGGUCGCGCCCAAGUUUCCCUAGUGAAACAAACAGCUCAAAAGUAUGGCCAAUUCUUCUCAUAUUGUCUACCUUCCACGACUAGCUCAACAGGACACCUUACUUUCGGAAAAGGCAAUGGAGUUUCCAAUACCAUAAAGUUCACACCUAUGUUAAAGCCUUCUCAAGGGCCAUCAUUCUAUGGCCUUAACUUGAUUGGAAUAAGUGUGGGUGGGCGUAAAUUAUCAAUUCCCACAUCAGUUUUUUCGACUGUGGGUUCUAUUAUUGACUCAGGGACGGUCAUAACACGUUUGCCUCCUACCGCAUACAAUGCAUUGCGAACAACAUUUCGAAAACUGAUGCGUAAUUAUCCGAUGACAAGCCCAAUUUCGCUACUCGAUACAUGUUAUGACCUUAGCAAGAGCAAGUCUGUUUCGAUUCCACACAUAAGCUUUUUGUUCGGUGGUGAUGUGAGCGUAGAUUUGGACAAAGUGGGAAUAUUUUACAUGUUGAGCCCAACGCAAGCUUGUUUAGCCUUUGCUGGAAAUAGUGAUCCAAGCAACAUUGCCAUUUUUGGGAAUGUACAACAAAAAGGGUUAGAGGUGUUGUAUGAUGUUGCUAGAGGGAGGAUUGGGUUUCGCCCGGGUGGUUGUAGCUAAUCUAGUCAAAUAUAUCAAAUAUAUAUACUUAUUAUAUAAGCUCAACCUGAGAUCUUGCCAUGUGUGAUAUUUGGAGCUUUCCAUUCUUGACAUGUGGCAGAUUCCUCAAUAAAAUCAAGCUGAUAUAGAUUAAUAAUGCCACAUGGCAACUCACAAUUUGUACACAUCAUUGAUAUUUGACAUCAAUAAAUUUUAUUGCCUAUUA